Molecule: messenger RNA, 3567 nt
Organism: Paramormyrops kingsleyae
Lineage: Eukaryota; Metazoa; Chordata; Actinopteri; Osteoglossiformes; Mormyridae
Product: Golgi resident protein GCP60
Cellular component (GO): Golgi membrane
Molecular function (GO): fatty-acyl-CoA binding
Source: RefSeq, a predicted model, not a curated record
CGCUCCACGAGCCGGAAGUUGGUACGUGGCCGCUCCGGCUGACACUCGGCGUGAUGGCGACGGCCGCGCGUAGACCCGAGUCGAACGGCGGCGGCGGCUCUAGCCGCCUGGAAGUCUCCAUCGACGGCUUGACGCUGAGCCCCGAUUCCGAGGGCGAGCAGGAGUCCGUCGAAAGGCUGAAUGCUGAGAUGCAGGGGCAGGAUAAAGGAGCCCCGGGUGCCCCCGAUGGGACGGAUGACGAAAAGGGCGACACUGCCAGAACCAUGGAAUUAAAAUGGGGCUUUUCUCUGCAAGAGCUCUACGGGCUGGCCUUGAAAUUCUUUAAAGAGAAAGACGGCAAAGCCUUCCACCCGACGUACGAGGAGAAGCUGAGGCUCGUCGCACUGCAGAAGCAGGUGUCGCUGGGACCAUACAACCCCGACGCCUCACCCGAGGUUGGCUUCUUCGACGUCCUCGGCAAUGACCGACGGAAAGUAUGGUCUUCCCUGGGCAACAUGGACAAGGAAGAAGCCAUGAUGGAGUUUGUCAGGCUGCUGAAUAACUGCUGUAACUUAUUUGCUCCGUACGUCACGUCGCACCGGAUCGAGAGGGACGAGCAGGAAAGGAAAAGGAAAGAGGAGGAAGAACGGCGGAGGAAAGAGGAAGAGGAGAUGGAGAGACGGCGGCGGGAGGAGGAGCGGCAGCGGCUGGAGGCGGAGGAACGACUGCGACUAGAAGAAGAGAGACUGAGGGUGGAGCAACAGAAGCAGCAGAUUAUGGCAGCUCUGAACGCCCAGACCGCGGUCCAGUUCCAACAGUAUGCAGCCCAGCAGUACCCUGGGAACCUGGAGCAGCAGAUGGUUCUGAUCCGGCAGCUACAGGAGCAGCACUACCAGCAAUACAUGCAACAGCUCUACCAGGUCCAGCUGGCGCAGCAACAGGCUGCCCUGCAGAAGCAGCAGGAGGACACAGUGGGGUCUUUGACCGCAGAGGUGAACAUGAGCGCCGUUGACGGCCUCGCUCUGAAUGGGCAGCACAGCCCCGAGAGCCCAGACAGGCACUCAGAGGUGGAGCCGGCUGAGGAGCUGACGGAGCUGACCGAAAACGGGCCCACAGAAACCAGCCAGCUGAUCGCCGCGCCGUCGAUGUGGACACGGCCGCAGAUCAAGGACUUCAAGGAGAAGAUCCGGCAGGAUGUAGACUCUGUGAUCACGGUGGGCCGCGGCGAGGUGGUGACAGUCCGUGUGCCCACGCACGAGGAGGGUUCCUACCUUUUCUGGGAGUUCGCCACCGAUCAUUACGACAUCGGCUUCGGGGUCUACUUUGAGUGGACGGACUCGGGCGACACCGGCGUUAGCGUGCACGUCAGCGAGUCCAGCGACGACGACGAGGACGACGGGGGGGACGGCCAUAGCGAACAGGAGAAAGCUAAGAAGACCAGCAGCAAGCCUCAGGUGGACGAGAUCGUGCCAGUAUACCGGAGGGACUGCCACGAGGAGGUAUACGCAGGGAGCCACCAGUACCCCGGCCGUGGCGUCUAUCUCCUCAAGUUCGAUAACUCCUACUCCCUCUGGAGGUCCAAAGCAGUCUACUACAGAGUCUACUACACUAGAUAAGCCAGGAGGCAGAUGGAGGAGUGUACAGGCCAGACCCGAGUGGACGCUGAGGAUGAUCGUCACUGACCCCUCAAGAUGAUGGGGGAGGCACGGAGACUGUUUGUAUCCCACUUUGGGAUGGGCCUCUCUUCCCGUUUGUCUGGAUUGAGGAAGAAAAAUGAAAUUUGUCUACCACCUUCCUGCUCCUGUGUUUGUGAAAGUCGCGCAUCUGUUUCCGAGCGACCGCCCGCUGUCCUGCCACAGUCGUCCUCCCUUCCUGGUUCUGUCUUUGUUCUUUUCUUCACUGUGUUCUUUUUCUUCUCCGCUUAUGGUUGCUAGCUGGUUAAUGGUUUGUGAACUGCACUAAGUGCAGUUAAUCAUUAACGCGGAAACAUCUGCCUCUCACCCUGUUACUCUCAGCUCCUCCGAGGAGCGAUCUGUGCAGACCCUGGGAGCCGUGAAUAAUAAACUGAGAGAAACCACAUCAGCGAAAGCCUGUGUGAGGAUCUUAAAGGGACGGCGCCACUUUUGGGCACACAUAUAGGGAAACGAGCUCGGUAUCGAUUUGCUAAACAGCAUCUUUGCAUGUGGGAGAUAUUUUAUGAAAGUAUGGGUUGUAGAAAUUUUGUGUGUGGGGGGGGGGAUGCUUACCAGUGCUGCUAAAGGGUUUAAAUUGGUGUUGGGUGGGUGUAGGAGUGAGUGUGUAUGUGCGCCCCAUAAAGAAUACACCACAAAACUGCAUAGUCUGAUUUUCAGAAGCACCCCAUCUUGCUUUAUGGUUAUUUGAGAAGAAUAGUCUAUUUAACAGUAACCUGGGACAAGACAAGGAUUUGUUGCAGUAUUAGGUUGCCAAGUGUUCAAGGUACUAACUCUGGGUUUGGUCAAAUAUUCAUCUUGAUGCUCAUUACAUAUUAUGGCUCAAAGCAAAAUAUACUUAAUUAUUCACUUUGAAUUGUGGCUUAUUGAAACUGAAAUUGGAUCAGUUAACAUAAUUAUUUCCCCCUGAUAUGUCUGGAUUAAACAUUUUAAAUGAGCACAGCAGAAUAAGGUUUAAAUGGCAUUUAUGUGAGGAAUGUGAACAGAUACAUUGAUUCCGUAAGACUGUAAAUGGACACAUUGAAUCUGUAUACUUGUAUUUUCGUCACUCUCUGGACUCCAGAUCUUUCCAAUCCUCCCCUCUCACUCAGCCUUUGAUCGAUCUCCCUCCCUCGUCCCCGUUGACAACUUUCUGGUGGUUUCGUUUGAACUCAGCGUUGUGUGCUAGGCAGGGAAAACCGACAUGGCUGAACGGAAGCCUGUGUUUAUCUUUGCACCUUGUUUGGGCUCAAUGGUCUCAAUAAACAGGAGGACGCCUUUCACAUCGGUCAGUGUCACACAGCUCUUUUUGUGCUGUCUGUCCCUCCCCCUGACUUUUUCAGUUUGGCUUAACCCAUCUAUAUGACAGUCACUUCUCUGUAUCACGCUUACUAAUGCAGGCAAGCUACGUGCAGCGUUAGCACGUUGCUAAGAACGAAAACCUGUUUGGCCGCUCUUAAGCGUUAAGUUUACUUGUUCCUUUCACACUAAAGCAGCUCACUGACUGUCACCUUCAUUUCCUUUAACUUGAGCCCCUUUUUAACCUGCGCCGUGUGCUUCCUGGGUGAACUUCUAGCUACGUGCUACCGGAAUAUCCGCGCUUUUUGCCGUAAUUUUUGCACUGGUUUGUAUGUGAUACUUCAGUCACAGUUGCCGUGGACCUCCCAGGUUGCCAUGUCUUUACAGUGUAGGAAAGGCGUCCGUUUACUGCACAUCGCCCCCUGUCACUGUUAACGUUGAUGCCAGGUGGUGUGGGAUGGGCGUCUAUAACCAGGACCGUAUCACCAACAGACUGGGCUCUAUAUGCAAACUGUAGGUUUCAAAUGUUACAAUGGGCAAAGAAGGAUUUUGGUUUGUUGGGGUGUAAAUCUGUGGGGUGUGUAUUUUAAUCUUUAAUUAAACUUCUGUCUACCUGUAA